CAUGCGCGCUUUGCCGAAGUUCCUCGAUCAGUAGCGCAGUAGCGCAGGAGCAAGUAUAGGGUGGAGUUGGUGAGUGUCGAGUUUCUCGUAACAUCUCGCCUCGUCGUCUUAAAAGACGAGUGGCUGGUAACGCCAAAGAGGAUAUUUGUGUCGUGCUUCCGCGUAUACGUGCCCAAAAAAUGUAAUAUGGCGAUGGUCGCGUCGAACAUGAGCGGCCACAUACAGAAGCAGCUCACCCGAAGUCUUGAGCGAAUCCUGGAGGAAGCACACUUGAGCGGUGAACUGAAGCUUAGCGGUCGAAAGCUUAAGGAUUUUCCAAAAGUCGGAAAACCGGGAUCCAGCAAAUACAAUCUUCAGGACACGGUCUUUGCCGAUCUCUCGAAGAAUCGUUUCGCCGAAUUACCGGAAGAGGUGACGGAAUUUCCCUUCCUCGAGAAGCUGCACCUCUACCACAAUGCGAUAAGAAUAAUACCGGAAACCGUGGCGAUGCUUCAGUCACUCAACUACCUCGAUCUUAGUCGGAACCAAUUGACGUCUCUACCUCGGGAGAUAUGCAGGCUACCGUUGCAAACGUUACUCGUCGCUCACAAUAGGUUAGCGUCGUUGCCGGAUGAAUUGGGCAGAAUGUCGGCGCUGGCCGAGCUGGACGCAGGAUGCAACGAAAUCACGAAUCUGCCACCACGGAUGGGCGAUCUCGCCAGGCUUAGGUCACUGGACUUGAGGAGCAACAUGCUCGUGCACCUGCCUAUAGAACUGACGUACCUGAGACUCGUGAAGCUGGAUAUCAGCGGCAACCGCAUAUCCGUGCUUCCGAACGAGAUGAGGAAGAUGAAGAGUCUGGUCGACUUUCGGCUGUCCGACAAUCCUCUGACCUCGCCACCUGCCUCGUUAUGCAUUCGCGGGCGAACGCACAUCUUCAAAUACUUGGAGAGACAGGCGGCGAAACACGAGAGGGCUAGGGGGGGACGGGCGAGGAAAACGCCUCUGGAUGUGAGAGGUCACGCGACAUUGGACACGAGGGCCCAUAGACGGCACAACGUGGACAGCGGUUACAGCACCAGCGACGGCCUCGACAAACGUUGGUCCCAAGAAAUUCACAGCGCGGUGCACGACGGUGAGAUUCGGGGACUCUGGCGACAAGAAUGCUCGCCCCUUUCGAUUACCCUGCCACACGAGAACAGCGUGAACGGAUCCUGCAGCGGAACGUCGACGCCUAGCACCAUCUCACCUGGCGAACACGCGUCUCUCGAGGACGAGCUUGGAAAGGCGAUGAUACUGCACGAUCAGUUGGAAAAGAGGAGACUGGAGAGGAGCACCUCGGAGAACGGCGCCGACGUCAGAAGACCGAUGACCUCUGGCCUCUAUCACGCGUCAAUUACGCCACCCGGUCCUUUAGAAUCCGCUCACCUGAAUCAAACGUCAUCGAUAUCGACGAACACGCAAUCGGUACAACCCAUACAAACGUCCGCCGCGAACUCUACUUCCUUGUUGAACGGGGAUGAAAAGAGGCCGCUGAAUCACAUUCAGACGUACAGAGAGUACAAAGAGGCGUUGAGACAACAGAGGGCCAACGAAGGGCCCAGCGUGUACAGGCCUCGAGAACAGGUAACACCGCCAGGCAACGAAUCGCAGAACAACGAGACCGAUCCGCAGAUGAACAAGGACGCAGUCGGUCUGACCGGCAAGCAAAUCUUCAACGAAGAGAACGCGAACAAGAGACCGGUACAGAAAGUAACUCCCUCGCGUAUCAAUUAUCAAAACACGCCCAUCAUCAAUGGUAGUAAUAACGAGUACAAUAACAAGAACGGCAAGUACUUGGAGCAGCCGUACAAGAAGCCCAGCUCGCCGAUCAAAACUUCCACGAGCAUUCUGUCGUCGAGUACCAGUCCCGGUCACGCGCCUAGACUAGUCAAGACUGCCGUCGGUUACGUGGAUGGUAACAAGAGCCCUAGUAAAAAUGGUGGGAGUCCAAAGUCACCCAGGUCGGUUACUUGGAACAGCAACGUGCCAGAGAAGUACUCGUUCACCAUGAGAAGAGAAUUCGAACGCGCCAAGGAGGAGGCUGAUUUAAUUGAACAGCUUCGAAACCAUAUAGAAACAAGGUUGAAGAUGGCUCUUCCGGAGGACCUCGCCCCCGCGUUAACUGACGGAGUCGUUUUGUGCCAUCUGGCGAAUCAUGUGAGACCUCGAUCGGUAGCAAGUAUCCACGUUCCUUCGCCAGCUGUUCCCAAGUUGACGAUGGCAAGAUGCAGGCGUAACGUGGACAACUUUCUCGAGGCGUGUCGAAAGAUUGGCGUCGAUGAGGAGGUGUUAAUGGACGCGGACGCAAUCAUGGACGUGGGUUACAUGGACGCGUACGGGCUGGAGGCUCUGGCGCGUCUCGUCUCCGCUCUCCUCCUUCUCCGUGACGAAGGAGAGAAAGAUAACGAAGAAUCGGCCCCAGGUUCAUCCCAUACGAUUCAGGAUCGCGUUUUGUCCGCGAUGCUUUUCGCCACAUUCCUAACGUCCCUCGUUCUACUCUAUCUAUUCCCCGUUCCCGAUUGAAAUGAGCGACCAAGACGAGAACGCACCAGAGUGCGAUACGAUGGGGACGAACGACGCUCGCAACAGAAAAAACACCAUCGAAGAUCAGAUAACCACGAUAUACGAGGAUCGAUCAAAUAUCAAUUCAGAUGUAGUAUCCAUUAACAUCUAUGCAUUUUACCAUUGAAUCGUGGAUUUAACGAGGGCGUAGAAAUUCCAUUUCAUCAAAAUUAUUCCGAGGUUUCGUUUAUAUUUGAUCGAUCCUCCUACUCGAACAGCACGUAUUCUCUCAUCUGCCGAUUAGCGUUCGAUCACUGAUCGGUGAUGCUGGCCGAGUCGUCGAGUCGCUCGAUUGAAAAAUAGAAAACUGCGCGACGCUCUUCUCGCGCUCUCGUACGCUAUUUAGUACUUCUAGAGCGGCACGAUAUUUUUUACAAAGUUCCUUUUGUUUUUUCCUUUCCGCUCGCCUUCUGCUUUGUCGAGUGUCGCGCAGCGUCGUGCCAUUCGUGCUGAGAAUCAUCGAGUCGUUUUUGAGUAAAUCUUAAAAGACACGGUUUCUUUUUUAUUUAAGUAAUUCAGCAAGUCAUUCAGACGGGGCUUCAUUGAGCUAACGCAGUUUUGUUUAGACUUUUUUCUUUCCAGAAAAAUAUAUCGUUUCGUACCCUUAAGAUAAACUCGAUGAUCGUUCGCAUCGAGUUAAUCGUUAUCAAAAGCAUCUGAAUAGUUCCUUUUCAUUUGUAUUCCUUCGUUGGAAAAAUGAAGAUACUUUGGAAUUUAUUUAACCCCUUCGAUAAGCGUUUCUUCGUAAGCUACAGAGCUUUGCUUAUACACUCGCGUGCAUAGAUGAUUGCGUUUAAUUAAAAAAACAGGGGAAGAAGAUGGUUCGGUUGAAUUGCAGUUUCCCGGGUAAUUGAUCUCGAUUAUUUUAUCGGAUAAAUCAAGGUCGGAGAAGACGAUAGGAAGUGUCCCGAGGUCGAUAUCACGUGGCGUUACAAAGUUAUGGCCAUUUUAAAAAAUCACAAUUUUUUUAAAAUUUUUCGAUAAUUUUGAAUCCAAAAAAUAACCUAACCUAACCUAACCCAACUUAUCAGCUAGAAUAGCUAGCCUUUUAAUUAGCUUAGCUUAGUUCUCCGCAGCUAGAAAAGCUAGUCUAACUUAGCUUAGCUUAGUUCUCUUCAGCUAGAGUUUCUAAUUUAGAUUAGCUUAGUUUUCCUCAGCUAGAAAAGCUAGUCUAACUUAGCUUAGCUUAGUUCUCUUCAGCUAGCAUAGUUAGUGUCUAACUUAGCUUAGUUCUCCUCAGCUAGAACAGUUAGUCUCUGCCUUAGCUUAGCUCUUCUCUUAGAGAAUAGAUAGCUUCUCCUUAAGUUAGCUCAGCUUAAAUUGAUAGAAUAGAUUAGUUUCUUCUCGAGUGAGAGUUAGCUAGAUACUGCCUAUUCAUUUGACGCAAUGGCGCAAAAAUGUUUCAAAUUUUUGGAAAAUUGUGAUUUUCUAAAACAGCCAUAACUUUGUAACGCCAUGUGACAUCGACCUCGGGACACUUCCUAUCGUCUUCUCCGUACUUGAUUUAUCCGAUAAAAUAGUCGAGAUCAAUUACCCGAGAAACUGCAAUCUAACCGAUGGUUCCUCAAAGAAAAGUCAUCUAUGCACAACGAUUUGAUUAGAACAAGGCUGUAGCUUUAUAACAGGGUUGUUCGUUUCUCUGGCUCUAUAUUUAUAGCGCUUCUAGGUUUCUCUUUUCGCGCGGUAGCCCGAAAGAAACGCUUAAAAGCCAGCGAACAAAAGUAUUCGUAUAGUGUUUAAGAAGUAUCAGAAGGCAGCUUGGUCGUACAUUUUAGUCCGCUUAGUCCGUAGGAAUCGCUACGUAGUUUGUCAUGUAAGUAAUUCCGUUCUUUUUCUCUGUUUUUCUAUCGUAUUUAUCCGAGAACUCGAGGAAACUUAGCUCGCCUCGAGUUUCCGAUUGUUCUCGCGCGACGCAAGAGAACGCGAAAUCAAAUAGGCGUAAUCAAAGCACGCUCGCAUAUCAAAAAUCGAAUCGCCUGUGUAUUGUACGUACUUUGAAUCGUUCGUUCGAAUCGCUAAAUAGUUAUGAUCGAAGCGAAUCUGUCGAAGAAAUAGUAUUUUACUACCGCAAAUGGAUGGUGGUUGAAAGUCGAGAUAGUUGGUGUCCAAUAUUCGUACGAGAAAGUACACUGCCAUUAUUCUCAAGUACUGUCUUUAAGUUAAACGAAAAUUUCUUAACAGGGAUACUAAUUCGACAGAGUAUAGGAUAUUCUUUUUUUCUUAAUUCAAUUUUGUUAUUUCGAAUUUUCUCGACUAGUAUUGAGGCAUCAUCUAGUGUCGUAGAUGGCGGAGUUCAAAACGAGAUAAAAACAAAAUGAGAAAAUGAAUCAUCGUGUAAUACCUCGGAUGGGUAGUAUUUUUUUAACGUUCGACCAAUGAAAAUCGCCUACGGCUCUUUCAGGAUUGAUGGGUCUGUGAUAGGUAGCCUUCGAGUACUUACAGGAUUCGCAAACAAGGUGCUAGAAAUCUCUUUCGUUUCAAAGAUUUCCUAUUUUGGUACGUAGCUAUCGAACACGCACAUUCGAACAUCAAAGAGAACCUCGAUUCGUAUACAAAUACCUGUAUGAAAUUUCUUUUUCCUGUUCACGAGUUCUCACAAACAGUAUUGCGUGUCCCUUCCUGACGAAACUGCGGCAGACGAUCAAACGAAUUUUCUUUUUCCCUUUUCUCUGUCUCUCUUUCUAUAUCUCUCUAUUUCUUGUACAAGAAAAAUAAUAGUUUUCGUUAGGAGGGAACGAACACAUAAAACGAGAGCACUGAUACUUCACCGACCAAGCAAUUCGGUCGUAGCCUAAGAUAAUCUACAUAUUUUCGUAUAAUCGCGAUUCGAGAAGGAAACGCGUGUACUAAACCCGCGUUGUAUCGUUUAGAACUUAACUUAUUCUACGCAUGUAUAUUCGUACGAUUUAAGGAUCAUUGCCUACAUGAUAAGGAUUCGAGGAGGAACCGAUUUUCGCUUCCAAAUUUCGCUCCACAUUUAAACACGACAGACUUUAAGAUUCUUCCAUAAAUUCGUGGUAUUUUCAUAUCGAUCGCUCGGUUAAAUUUCUCUUCUCCGAAACUGUGCACGAAUUUAUGGGACCGUCUAAUAUUUUCUCCAUGACAGUUCGGACGGUGCCAAACACGUCGCACAUCGGAUCGUUCUUCUAGCAACAACCAUUUAGAAAAGAUGUAGCGAACGUGGCCAAAAUAUACAAUCUCCUGAAUUGAUUGAAAACGCACAAAGGAAUUUUCACGGGAUUCUAUCGCUAUCGGUCUACAAUAGUUGCAUAGAAAUUUUUCUUCUAUAUACAAUAUAACACAAUGUUGAUUCUUUUUAUAAAAAAGUUACUUUCACUCGUAACACAACCAACGAACACAAAUGGCUAUACUCACGAGUACAAUAACGCGGAAAGAUUGAAAAGAAUGCAAGGUGAAUAUUCUCACUUCCAAGAACUUCAGUUCAUUAGAUUUCAUUGUUGCAUUCGAUCCGCGGCGAAAGGUUGAUUAAUUUCUAGUCCUCGUAAGGUUUAAGAUCUUCUAGUCAACUGGAAUUGUUUUCUCUUACCUUAUUCUCUCCACUAAUUUAUUACAACGCAUUUCGUGUACGACAGUGACUUAAUUUUUCGCUUCUCUGUAAUUACUCUUCCGUCUUGACGACGAUAAUUCGUUUGUCGUAUCAACAUCGUACCAUAAGUAUCUCUGACAAGUCUGAAAGACACUGAAACGUCGCGACGAUCGGGUCAGUAUUAUUUUCUAUUACGAUCGUGCAAGACGUCUGGUCUAAUUAACCCCUUGCCUUACGAUUUUCAAUACGUUUAAUUGGAGUCUUAAUGAAAACUUGGCUAUUCCAUAGGUACAGUUUGAUUUGGGGCGAUAAUUUGAGACACGAUGUUAUAAGGCAACGGGUUCGUCGCAACCGUAAAGACUGUACUUUUGUUUUAUUAAUUUAUCUUCUUGUUCUAAUGUCUUCUUGUGCUCUGCCGCAGCGUUUUUCUUAUUAUUUUACCGGUUAUCUCUUCCAUAAUAAACUGCGUUCAUUAACACCUCGAUUGUCAAAGUGAAAAGGAACAUGUGUAGUCAGACACACUGAAAUUCUAAUUCAUGGCAAUCGGUGUGUUAAAAGACGCAGGUAUGAAGAAACCGAACAUCAGAUCAUUCCGUUCUGUUUAGCUUAUGUAAUUGUAUAAUUUUUUUAACUAACAUGAAAAGAAAGAGAAAAAGCGUAUAUAUAUAUAAAAAUAGGUAUAUAUA
Molecule: messenger RNA, 6816 nt
Organism: Osmia bicornis bicornis
Lineage: Eukaryota; Metazoa; Arthropoda; Insecta; Hymenoptera; Megachilidae
Gene: Lrch
Product: leucine-rich repeat and calponin homology domain-containing protein-like
Exons: 13
Coding region: 187-2544 (785 amino acids)
Molecular function (GO): protein binding
Source: RefSeq, a predicted model, not a curated record